UACAACAUUGCCAUUUCCCUCUGGGACUAAUAAAGUAAUUUUAUUUAAAUAAUUUAAUUAAUUUAAUUUAAUUUAAUUUCUUUUCAUUUAAUUUAAUUUCAUUUCAUUUCAUUUACACUCUUUGUCAACAUAUAACACCCUGAGAAGCUCGUAAAUCCAUUCUGAUUGACACCCACUUCUCAUGUUACCAUAAAGUUCACACAACAGAGGCUUACAGGCAGUUAAUAUUGAAUGAAGCUAAACCUAGGUGUGGGGUGGGUAAAGGAUACAUAAUCUGAAGUUACUAGUUUGUCUUGAGCUGCUGUUGUAAAAUUUAAUCUACAAAUGGCAACUGUUGUCAAGGGUCCCAUUACCCUAGUAACUGGUGAUUGUUGACUGUAGUCUGGGUUGGCUUACUUUUGUUUUGACAGAGUAUGCCUAACUUUAGAGGACGAAACAGCAGGCACAGCAUGUGAUUUCACCUCUAAAGGCUGUCUGCAGAGAGUGAGGUCAUGUCAUCUGAGUCUGGGAUGGAGCCUUGCAGUGACAGCCAGGCAGAGGGAACCGGACAAGAGAGGCAACAAGGAGGAGACAAAAAAAAGGAGGGGACAAAGGUCUUCUUAGGAGAUAAACAGCCUGCAGAAAGCCAAAGGCAGGAGGAGCCAGGAACAGAACAGCCUUUAUCAGCUGACCGUAGUGACAUACAGGAAGUGACAUCAGAAAGUGGACUAGAACAGGUACAGAGGGAGGAGACACCAACUCGGGAGGAGGGAAUGAGAUUUUCCCACUUAUCUGUUGACCAGAAGAGACAACAUGGAGAGACAGCAUCAUGUGUAUGCAUAGCAGAGCGUGACCUUCAGAAGUUCAAAUCAAGGGGCUUUUUGACCUGCUCCUACCCUGUCAGGAAGAGGGAGAGGCAGGUAGAGGAGCCUCAGGGGUCUGGGCCUUUUUUCUUCUUUGGAGGAGCCAAUGGGGCUGAGAUAGUGAGUGAUUACUGUAAGAGCAGAGGAUGGAAGAGGAUUUACAACAAGCAUAGGGAGGAUUUCAAACUCAAGUGGUGUGAGACCAAAUCCAUAGCCAGCUACAAGAACUUCAGAGAAGGUGAACAGUUAAUAUAUCAGAUUCCUAACAACAAGGUCCUCACCACUAAGGUCGGCCUCCUCAGUAGUUUGCAGGAAUAUGAGCGAGUGAGCAGCAAAGUUAAACAUGGUCACGGACGCAGGAGACUGAAAAUGGAAGAGUUUCUUCCCACUACCUUUCGUAUGGAUGUGAGGGAAGACAGGGAAGCUUUCUUUACCCUGCAGAAUGGUUUGAGCAACAGUGAGAGUCGAAUGUGGAUCUGUAAACCUUCGGCUCUGAACCAGGGCAGAGGGAUCUUUCUUCUUACAAGUUUGGAGGACGUGGCCGCUUUCAGACGGAAGCUACAGAACAUGGACAGCCAGGCCAGCAGGAGGCCACAUCAGUGCCAGGCUCAAGCUCAUAUUGUCCAACAUUACAUCCAGAAUCCACUGCUUCUGAAUGGGAGAAAGUUUGAUGUGCGCGCUUACCUUCUCAUCGCUUGCACUGCACCUUACAUGGUGUUUUUUCGUCAUGGAUAUGUGCGGCUGACGUGUGACCUCUACAACCCCAGCUCUACAAACCUCUCCGCCCAUCUUACCAAUCAGCACGUGCAGAAAAAGAAUCCACUUUACAGCCAGCUGAAGGAGGACACUGUGUGGUCCAUGGGGAGCUUCAACAAUUACGUCAAUGACAGGUUUCAGGUUGCCAAAGGUCUGCCCAGGGACUGGGUGCUUGGAGCCUUUGCAAAGCAAAUGCAACAGGUCAUGAUCCAGUGUUUCUUUGCAGUCAAGUCCAAGUUGGACUGCCGUCUGGGAUUCUUUGACCUGAUUGGCUGCGACUUCAUGGUUGAUGAGAACUUCAAGGUGUGGCUCUUGGAGAUGAACUGCAAUCCAGCUCUCCACACAAACUGUGAGGUGCUGAAGGAGGUGAUACCCAGCACUGUUGUAGAGACAUUGGAUUUAACCCUGGAAAUCUUUCACAAGUGCCGUCUCAGGCAGAAAAUCCAUCCUUUGGCCAGUCAGAGAGAGUUUGUGCUGCUCUAUGAUGGUGUUUUAACUCCUGGCUUUGCACUGGCCACCAGCAAGAGGAAGACAAACAAUGAGUGUAACAGGAAAACCCAGAACAAGAGCCAAAAGCCUGAACCCAGACGAUGUAACUCUGGGACAGAGGGCAAGAGUUUGUCCUUGGUAUCCUCUGAUAAUUCUGUGAAUGCUUCAGCAACUAGUGAAGAAAUUAGGAGUUCAAAGUCUGGCCGCUCCACUCCCCCUGUCACUUCACCUCUCCAUCAAAACACUGUAUCUGGGUGUGCACCAUCAUAUUUACACAACAGUAAGAACAGCUCACUGAUUGUCAGGAGAAAGGACAGAAGAUCUAAAGCUGAAGUGAGCAAAUGUUCUUUAAAUCACCAUUUAAAGACAGUAGGUGGCAUGACUGACUCAAAGAUUCGGGAGAAGAUGAGAAUCAUGUCUCUGAGCUCAGUUUGCUCACCUGAGACAAAAUCCCCUUCUAGACCGCCUUCAUGUCCAGACACAUAGAGCUUAGAGUACAAUAAAAAUAUGGAACUUUGAUGCAUGGAAGUAGAUGUGAUUUAAAAGACUGUUGAAAAAUAGUUGAUACUACAAUAAAAAAUAUAUCUGUCUUUAACA
Molecule: messenger RNA, 2684 nt
Organism: Melanotaenia boesemani (Boeseman's rainbowfish)
Lineage: Eukaryota; Metazoa; Chordata; Actinopteri; Atheriniformes; Melanotaeniidae
Gene: ttll10
Product: tubulin tyrosine ligase-like family, member 10
Exons: 12
Coding region: 492-2573 (693 amino acids)
Biological process (GO): protein modification process
Source: RefSeq, a predicted model, not a curated record